AUGCCAUUGAAACACUUGUUGCUAUCCAAUCCUUCCCAAACCAGAUAUUAUUCUUCCUCGAGGGGCAGAAAUACUCCUAAUUUGGUCUCCGCCUUCAGAACGCAUGGCUUUUUGAUAAAAUCUCGGAAGUUCACAGAUACAUAUACUUGGAACAACGUUUUAGCUGAUUAUUGCAGGUGGAGUGAACUUGAUGACGCACAAAAACUGUUUGACGAAAUUCCUCAAAGAGAUAUUGUAUCUUGGAACUCUCUCAUUGCAGGUUAUGUGCUUAGGGGAAGCUAUGAGCAUGCCUGCCUUCUCUUUGGAAAGAUGCUUCAUAAGAGGUUAUUCUGCAAUCAGUACACUCUUGGAAGUGUUCUCAAGUCAGUUUCUUGCUCCUUUCAAUUGGUUAUAGGGAACCAGCUGCAUUCUUUUGUCGUGAAAACAGGCCUUGAUCGAAAUGUAUUCUCAGGAAGUGCACUGGUAGACAUGUAUGCUAAGUGUGGUAGCUUAAGUGAUGCUCAUUUGGCAUUCAAGUCGAUAGCCGAGCCUAAUACUGUCUCAUGGAAUACCAUUAUAUCAGGCUAUGCUAAAGAAGGUGAUGCCAGUACUGCUUAUUUGCUCUUUUGUCAGAUGGAGAGGGAAGGUUUGAAACCUGAUGAAUCUUCAUUUGCUAGCUUGUUACCUUUGCUUAAUGAUCGUUCAUGUUACAAGGUGAUGGUUCAAGUGCAUGCUAAGAUAAUUAAGUUUGGUUGGGUGGUUGAUGCCAUUGUGUACAAUGCAGCUAUCACAGCUUACUCUGAAUGUCAGUCUAUUAUAGACUCAAAGAAGGUAUUUGAGGACAUGGUGGGCAUUAGAGACUUGGUAACUUGGAAUUCUAUGCUUGCGGCUUAUGCUGACCAUGGCUUCAUGGGAGAUGCAGUUAAGCUGUUUAUGAGAAUGCAAGAUAUUGGGAUUGCCUUUGAUAUCUAUACUUUUACUAGUGUGAUAAGUGCUUGCUUUGAGUGUGGACAGAUCAGCCAAGGAAGGAUAUUACAUGCAUUAGUUGUUAAAAGUGGUAUGGAAGGGGCACCCUCAAUUUCUAAUGCUCUCAUAGGUAUGUACAUCAGGUCCAAUGACAUUUGUAAUGUGGAGGAUGCAGUGAAGUGCUUCAAUUCAAUUGAGUUCAGAGAUGCUGUUUCAUGGAAUUCUAUAUUAACUGGAUUCUCACAAAAUGGGUUCAGUGAGGAUGCAUUGAAGUUCUUUUGCCACAUGCAAGCUGUAAGUGUUAGGAUUGAUCACUAUGCAUUCUCCGCUACUCUUCGUUCUUGCUCAGAUUUGGCAGUCCUUCAGUUCGGUCAGCAAGUUCAUGGUCUAGUCCUGAAAUCAGGUUUCGGUUCAAAUGACUUUGUAUCUAGUUCAUUGAUAUACUUGUAUUCUAAAUGUGGGAUCAUUGUUGAUGCCAAAAAGUCUUUUGAUGAGAGUUGUAAAGAUAGCUCAGUGAUUUGGAAUUCAAUAAUUUUUGGGUACGCGCAACAUGGACUAGGUGAGAUUGCUCUAGAUCUCUUCCAUAAAAUGCAAGAACUUGGUGUAAAAGCAGAUCACAUAACAUUUGUAGGCCUUCUCUCUGCAUGCAGUCAUAGUGGUUUAGUCAAAGAAGGCUCCAAAAUUUUAAAAUCUAUUCAGCCAACCUAUGGGAUUCCAUUGCGAAUGGAGCACUAUGCAUGUGGAGUUGAUCUAUUUGGUAGAGCUGGAAAUCUUACAGAAGCUAAAGAUCUUAUUGAAUCAAUGCCCUUUGAACCAGAUUCCAUGGUUUGGAUGACUCUCUUGGGUGCAUGUAGAAUACAUGGAAAUAUGGAUUUGGCUAGCCAUAUUGCUAAGAGUUUGCUAGAAUCGGAGCCAACGGUUCAUUCUACUUAUGUUAUUCUCUCCAAUAUGUAUGCUGGUUUUGGGUAUUGGGAUGGAAGGGCUAUGAUACAAAGGGCAAUGAGAGAUAGAGGAGUGACUAAAGUGCCUGGUUGGAGUUGGAUUGAGGUUAAUAAGAAGCUGCAUUCAUUUAAUGCUGAAGAUAGAUCUCACCCUCAAUCUGGGGAGAUAUAUGAUAGUUUAGCAACAUUGAUGGAAGAGGUAGAAAUUGUGCAUUAUGAAUGCAUUGAGGUGGGAAGGCAUGAGAUACUAUUUGGCUGAUAUGAUUGGAUAAUGGAUAGUCUUUUUUAGCCAAGUUUUCUCUUGGAACAUUAUUGCAGUGAAGCUGAGCAGACAUUCUUGUUUAGCUUUUAUUUUUUUCCAAAAGCCUGCACAUGAAUAGUAUAUAAAGGUCCUUUCAAGGGCUUGGGCGUUGCCAAUAAGUGGAAAUUACAAGUUGCUUGAUAUCAACAAUUAUUUUUGCU
Dendrobium catenatum is the source of this 2348-nucleotide messenger RNA. Its product is annotated as putative pentatricopeptide repeat-containing protein At3g25970. Bases 1 to 2145 code for a protein of 714 amino acids. Gene Ontology annotation, molecular function: RNA binding; protein binding. Gene Ontology annotation, biological process: RNA modification. The transcript has a single exon. NCBI's taxonomy places the organism in Eukaryota, Viridiplantae, Streptophyta, Magnoliopsida, Asparagales, Orchidaceae. The record is from RefSeq and is a predicted model, not a curated record.